Stylonychia lemnae is the source of this 4095-nucleotide messenger RNA. NCBI's taxonomy places the organism in Eukaryota, Ciliophora, Spirotrichea, Sporadotrichida, Oxytrichidae. The record is from the annotation of a GenBank genome assembly.
AUGACAAAGAUCAAUUAUAGAAAACUGUACUAAGGAAGUUUAUAUCUGCUAUCACUCUACUUCAUCUAUGAAGGACUACAAAAUAUCUUUGAUAAUGAUAUAAGAACCUCCAGAUUGAAUUUGAAGAUAUACAACACAGAGUCGUACAUCUACAAUAACUUUAGUAGAUCCUUCAAGUUCUACGAAGCUUCCCUCGCUUUCACAAAUAUACUCCUCUUUUUAUAUGGCUUCUUGAUGCUUGUCUCUGGAUGUGCCACUGCAUUUUUCGAUGACCUUGAAACUAGAGACUAUUUCCUUAGAAUCUUGAUUGGACUAUAGAUCGUUGAAGCAUUUAUUAUUCAUAAUCCUUUUAUUGAGACUUCUGAGAUGAAAACUAGAGACAUGAUCUGGUUUGUGAGGACUGCAGUGGUGAGCGUUUACUGGGAGAGAACUAAAUCCAAUAUCAGAGCAUGCCGAGAUGAAGACAUUUAAUUGAUUGGCUCUUAGCUGUAGCAAAUAGAACUGUACAAAAAAGCUCCUUAAGCAUGGGUAUUAAGUAUAGCAUUAAUUUUUUUUAGUUUAUGCAAGUAGCAUUUUUGCCAUCAAAUGAAACUUGUCUUUGCCAAAGAAUUCAGAGAUCUUUAUCGAUCCUCAGAAGUAGCUUAUGCAUCGCUAGAUUUCACUGGAAAAGGCUUCAUAACAUAAGCUGACUUUACAUAGAGUGUUGCUGUUCAGAAUAUAUUAAAGAAACGAUUAAAGAAUAUGUAAACCUAUUCGAUAGAAGAUGUUCACUUGUUUAUGCAAUUUCUAAACAUGUUUCCCUUAAAAGGAGGUAUUCGCUAAAAAUUGAUCGAUCAAAGUGAUGGCAUCUCUAGAGGUGUUAUGAUAUUUGAUAGCUUUAAGAAGUACUUUUUCCCUCAUCUACAUCAAACGUUUAACAUUGCUGAAGUUAUGAAUGAGAAAAUUUAAGAAUCUGUGCUGAAGUAAGAACAAAAUUAGAAGCAAACACAGCCAGAAUAUGUGAAGGAAAGAUUAACGAAGCUUGAUCAAUUUUUAAAAGAUAAAUUUGCAAAGAUUUGGGUCUCUGUAAGAAAAGCAUUUCUUGAUCUAGAUGGUGAUCAUGAUGGAUAUAUUACGGUUGAAGACAUAAUUAGAUAUUUUGGAGCUGACAAUGAAUUUCAAUUUUAAGAGGUCAAGAAACUAUUGGAAAGCAAAGCCUCAAAUGAAUCUGGUAUUGGAAUCAAUUACCAAGAAUUUUCUAAAUGGGUUGGCAAUGCUAUUCACUCUGUUUAAGGUUUCUAUUUCAGACAUGACUCAGUGAUGAACCCUGCAUUUGAGAUCAAUAAAGUGAAGUUUGAUAAGAACUGUGGAUAAUUCUAAGAUGGAAUAAGGAAAAGUAUUGUCUAGGAUAAAGACAUAGUUGAUAGGGUUUUGGAAAAAUUUUAGUAAUAAUGGAAAACUAUAAAAAAGUCAUUUCAUGAUAUGAGUAAAGAUAAAUCAGGGGGUAUCAUUCAUGAGGAAUUAAAGUUCUAUCUUGAUCAUUGGGGGUUUAAAGUAGAUACUGAAACUCUUAAUUACAUUUAUAAGAGACUGGAUUGGGAUAAAGAUGGACUUGUGUCCUAUGCUGACUUCUAGAAAACAGUUGGAAGUGAAAUUCAUCCUGGGGAGAGUUUGUUUUUCAGAUAAGACUAGCCACAUUAAUCUAAAAUUAGUACAUGCAAGCAGCCAAAAUGCUGGUAGCCUACUCAGUCCAACAAGAAUUUCUGUCAACUUCAUUAAAGGGUUAACUCUGACUAAGUGAAUGCCUUUUUCAAUCGAUUAAGGCUUAAAAUAGGCAGCAAAUGGUAGCAUUUCAUAAAUCAAUGCAAAAGGAAAGCUGACUAAUCAGAUUAAAAUCAAAUAUCAUUGGAGAUAUUUUAGGAGUUAUUGCAGAAGUUUGAUAUCAAAAUAUAAAAUAAUGAUAAGGAAAAGAUGCUUGAUGUUUACCCAGGCAAUGAUGAGGGGUAGAGAAUGCUAAUAGACCUAUCAAACAUGUACAACAUCAAGGAUUAGGAAUAAGUAGCCUAGUUGUACAAAAGUGUGGACCUUGAUUAGUCAGAUCAUGAUGAUAAUCCAGUUGAUUCAAGUGGAUACACAGGCCAACUCUUUAGAAAGAAAAUAAAGCUUCCUGUAAUGACUGAGGUAGAAUUCUAUGAUAAGAUAAUUGAAAAUGAAAUUAACUUUGCGAAGGUCAUGAGACUCAUACGUAACAUUGACAAGGAUAACAAUGGGUAUGUAACAAUAACAGAAUUAGAUGAUAUCAUCAAGAUAUGCUAUCCUGAACUUUAAAAUAAAGAUAUUUAUUAAUGUCUCAAGCACUAUAGAUCAAUCUAAAAUCGCAUUCUAGUAGAUUAUAAAAGACUAAGGAGUCAUGUUGUUGACUUAUUCAAAGCAAAAACAGGGGCAAAAGAUGAAUUCGAGAUUAUUGAGAAGCAUUUUUAGGAUAUUGAUCCUUAGCUAAUAAGACUCAAAGAAAGUCUUAAAAAAUACUAAUCAUAGUAGCGCUCAAUGAAUAUGAAUAAAACUUUAAGUAUUUUCAAAUCGGCAAAAUAAAGAAGAAUAGAGGAUGAGGAUUCAAAAUUCAAAGUUAAUCUUGAUGUAAGACAUAAUUUAAAGACAUAUAAAAUAAGAGAUAAGUCUACAGAAGAUGACAUAAAGAUUAAGUAAGAUAACUAUUAAUAAUAGAAACUGACGAAACCACUAAUUAAUUAUACUGGAGCCUAUGAAAUUUCUAAUGAGAAAGCUAAUUCAAAAUUUGAACCCCUUUUAUUAACAUAGAUCAAGUAAAAGCAGGUUUCGUAUUAGCAAUCAAAUCAGCUUUCUACCUUUGAAAUUAGUGCUAGAGAUUAAUCACUAAAGAAUGAGCCAAAUCAAAGGUAUAAUCUAAACGCUUACAAUUUUGAUCCAUAAAGUAGCUAUUCAAAUAUACAGGGAAAUUCUAUCAUAUCUGUCUUAAAAUCCUCAAGCAAAUUUAAAUAGAGAAACGUGCAUAAAAUGACUACCCAGUCAACUUAAAAAUCGAGAAACACAGGAGGACCUAGCGUUUAAACCAUCAAGAAUAGUAAUCAUACGAUAUCUAAAGAUCUACUCGACUAAAAUAACAGUAGUGUUGAUUUGAACAGAUCCAUAGAACUUAUAAAAUAAACUGCGCCAUUAGUUAAAAGCAUUUAUGAAAAUUAAUAAUUUAUGAGCAAACGCAAUUCUCUAAAUAAAACCAUGGCUAAUUUCAAGACUUAAGGCUUGAGACAGUCGGAAUAUGCCCUUGUUACUGCAAAAAAUAGAAACCAGUAUUCACUAAUAAAUGAAGGUUAUGGACAGUAAUUGAAAAGCCUAAAUGAAGAAAAGGCAUAAUUAUAGAAAAGGUAUAAUUCAUCUUUAAAAGUUAAAAAAGAUUCACUCCCAUUUUAAUCAGACACCUCUACUUUACAUUCACAGCUUGCUGACAAAAUAAAAGAAUUCCGCAGAGAAAUGAGUGAGAAGAAAGAUUUGAAUGAAUCUCUUAAAGACGAAAGCGUGAAUAAAUUUCGGAGCACAAUUCAAAGCUUUGGCUUAGAUAUUAGCAAAUAGGUAAGAUUUGAAUUAAUGUCUCCAUUAAAAUGUGACUAUUUUUAUAGACUCUUAAUAAAAUAAUCAAUCAGUGAACCUGAAGAGAGAUCACUCAAUCAAAUCAUUCCAAUUCAAACUCAUUUUAACUUACCUCAGGACUGCAUCUAACUCACUGCAGUGCCUUCAAAUAAUAGUUUGAAUGUGAUUCGUUAUUUAUCUUAUUAAUAUUAUUCUGAGGUUAAGUUUAUAUUAAUGGAAGUAUAAUAAUUUAGUUAAAGAUAAUUAAUGCACAAACAAUAAAUACAAGCUCAAAAAUACAGAAGAUCUAAGGAGACCAGCUUCGUGAUGUAAACCACUACAAAUCCUAAUGCCCCUGAUUUGAGAGUUGACAGGAAUAGAUCUAAUUUCCGUUCACUGCUAAUAGAUACAUCUCAGUCUCCAAUGAAGGGCGCUUUGAGCACUUAAGCAGGUGAUAGUUAUUACUAAAAAAACUUGGCAUAGAAAAAUUGCUUAAAUUGUGGAAAUUAAUGA